AGGGGGCUAGGACACCCGGAGCUUCCCGCAGGUGAAGUUAAUUAUGACAGAAACAGAUGGCUUCUAUAAAAGGGAAGUGUUUGAUCUGGCAGAACAGUACAAGAUGGACCACAAGAGGAGAGGAAUCGCUCUGAUCUUCAAUCACGAGAGGUUCUUCUGGCACCUGACACUCCCAGAGAAGCGGAGCACCAGUGCAGAGGACAACCUGACUAGGUUUUCAGAGCUAGGAUUUGAAGUGAAAUGCUUCAAUGAUCUCAAAGCGCAAGAACUACUGCUCACAAUCCAUGAGGUGUCGAACUCAAGCCAUGUGGAUGCCGAUUGCUUCCUGUGUGUCUUCCUGAGUCACAGUGAAGGCAAUCACAUUUAUGCAUAUGACGCCAAAAUUGAAAUUCAGACGUUGACUGGCUUGUUCAAAGGAGACAAGUGUCAGAGCCUGGUCGGAAAACCCAAGAUAUUUAUCAUUCAGGCCUGUCAGGGCAACCAGCAUGACGUGCCAGUGGUUCCUCUGGAAGUGGUGGAUUAUCAGACAGAUGUGCCAGACAACAUAACACAGGUGGAUGCUGCCUCCGUGUACACGCUGCCGGCCGGGGCAGACUUCCUUAUGUGCUAUUCUGUCGCAGAAGGGUAUUACUCUCACCAAGAAACUGUGGACAGCUCUUGGUAUAUUCAGGAUUUGUGUGAGAUGCUGGCCAGGUAUGGCAGCUCCCUAGAGUUCACGGAGCUGCUCACGCUGGUGAACAGGAAGGUCUCUCAGCGCCGCGUGGACUUCUGCAAAAACCCAAGUGCAAUCGGCAAGAAGCAGGUUCCCUGCUUCGCCUCAAUGCUGACCAAAAAGCUGCAUUUCGGUCCCAAAUCAAGUAAGUAGGGUCAUUGGUCUCGUCUACAUGUAUU
Molecule: messenger RNA, 891 nt
Organism: Peromyscus maniculatus bairdii (prairie deer mouse)
Lineage: Eukaryota; Metazoa; Chordata; Mammalia; Rodentia; Cricetidae
Source: RefSeq, a predicted model, not a curated record